UAUAGUCAUUAGUCCAUCAAAUUUAUAAAAGAGACUUGAUCUGUGAAGAUGCAGAAGAGCCAUCCGGACGAGAGAGGCAAGAUGUGGAGGGUAACUGGUCUCCUGUUGGUCUGUCUGUUGGGGGUAUCUCUCAGUGACAACUCAGCUGAUGAAGAGAAAACUUGUGAAUGUUACAAUGAGGAUGUCUGUAAAACGGCCAUUGAUUUCUGCGCAGAAUCACAAUACCAGGAGUGCAACGUUACUGGAGCGUUCACGUGCGUGAGCUGUGGUGAAGACAAUUGUCUGUGUUUAUAUCAGUAUAACCAACAAAGAGUGCUGGAACUUUGCCAAGAGAACGCCAUUGGCCCGUAUGAAGGUGGCAAUUCUGAAGAACCAGUUAGUCCACUGCACGAUGUUAACAAGCGCUUUUUCCGCAAAUUAAAGCUGAAAAAGCCCUUUUUCAAUUUUAAGAAGUUACUUCCCAAAUUUAAACACCCUAAACCAGAAGAUCCAAAACCUGAACCUGAACCCUCAAAGCUUAACACCCCAAAGCUUAACAUUCCAAAGCUAAACCUUCCAAAACUUACACUCCCUAAGAUUAAGAUUCCAAAACUAAAUCUUCCGAAGCUGACGCUACCCAAAUUUAAACUCCCUAAAUUCAAAUUCAAGCUCCCAAAGUUCAAAUUACCUAAAAUUAAGCUCCCUAAAUUCAGACUUCCUACACUUAAAUUGCCCACGUUUAAAUUUCCGAAAAUCAAGCUCCCUAAAAUUAAGUUUCCAAAGAUUCCUCCUAUCAAAUACCCUACGAAACCAAAGUACCCGUAUCCUGACUAUUAUGAUGAUGAUGACGACUACUACGAUGAUGAUUGCGAGUACGAGGAUGACCCAAAAACGAAGAGAGAAAUUCGCAUGAUUCAGGAUGUUAAUUUGAAGAUCAGGGGCCACGACGACCAAGGGGAAGAUAAUGGGAAUCAAAAUGAUGACGAUCAAGGGGAUAACGAUGAGUAAUAUGACGCUGAAUAAUAAAAGCAGUUGGAACUUCAGUUUAACUUAAUUAUUUUUGUACAGUCAACGAUUUUCAUUUUAGAAAGAUACAUAAAAUAAUUUCAUCAUGGAACUAAAAACAGAAUUACAUGUAUUGUAUUCCUUUUUAUGACUGGCGCAUCAACAAAAUUUCUUAACAUCUGAAAAUAUUGUUCUUAAAAAAUAUAUCGACAAAUAUGGUGAUAUUUUGAAUGGUUUCGGCAAUAAAAAUGAUAAACUCUU
Magallana angulata is the source of this 1245-nucleotide messenger RNA. RefSeq lists its product as uncharacterized. The record is from RefSeq and is a predicted model, not a curated record. NCBI's taxonomy places the organism in Eukaryota, Metazoa, Mollusca, Bivalvia, Ostreida, Ostreidae. The transcript is spliced from 4 exons. Bases 49 to 987 code for a protein of 312 amino acids.